AUGGCUUCGAAACAAAAAUCUUCAAACCCAGCUGUCAAUUUGAUUGCUGGCGGUGGUGCGGGUCUAAUGGAAGGUCUAUGUUGCCAUCCAUUGGAUACCAUCAAGGUUAGAAUGCAGAUCUACAAAAAUGCUGUUGGUUCCGGUGUAAAAGCACCAGGUUUCAUCAAGACUGGUGGUGAAAUCUAUAGAAAUGAAGGUUUCUUGGCAUUUUACAAAGGUUUAGGUGCUGUCGUCAUCGGUAUCACACCAAAGAUGGCUAUUAGAUUCUCAUCUUAUGAGUUCUAUAGAACUUUGCUUGCUGAUAAGGAAACUGGUAAAGUUUCUACUGGUAACACUUUCAUUGCUGGUGUCGGUGCAGGUAUCACCGAGGCUGUCGUCGUUGUCAAUCCGAUGGAAGUCGUGAAGAUUAGAUUACAAGCACAACAUCUAAACCCUGUCGAAGGUGCUCCAAAAUACAAGAACGCCGUGCAAGCUUGUUACACCAUCGUAAAAGAGGAAGGUUUCAGCGCUUUGUACCGUGGUGUUUCAUUGACUGCUGCUAGACAAGCCACCAACCAAGGUGCUAAUUUCACCGUUUACUCUAAAUUAAAAGAAUUCUUGCAAGGUUAUCAUAAUCAAGAAAUGUUGCCAAGUUGGGAAACCUCAUUGAUUGGGUUAAUCUCAGGUGCCAUUGGUCCCUUCUCAAAUGCACCGUUAGAUACCAUCAAGACGAGAUUGCAAAAGGAUAAAUCUACUAAGAAUAUGUCCGGUCUCAAAAGAAUUACCAUCAUUGGUAAACAAUUGAUCCAAGAAGAAGGUUUCCGUGCCCUAUAUAAAGGUAUCACCCCAAGAGUGAUGCGUGUGGCUCCAGGUCAAGCUGUCACUUUCACUGCUUAUGAAUUCAUUCGUAAAGAAUUGGAGAAGACCGGUGUAUUUUGA
Molecule: messenger RNA, 918 nt
Organism: Kluyveromyces lactis
Lineage: Eukaryota; Fungi; Ascomycota; Saccharomycetes; Saccharomycetales; Saccharomycetaceae
Gene: SFC1
Product: Sfc1p
Exons: 1
Coding region: 1-918 (305 amino acids)
Biological process (GO): fumarate transport; succinate transport; transmembrane transport
Source: RefSeq, a predicted model, not a curated record